GAACCUGUAAGAGAAGAGGGGGGCGGGGCUCUUCCGUUUGGAGUAGCGUAGUUCUCCAACGGACACAAGGCGAAAAGCUAGUGAGGAGGGCAUGUCUCCAGAGGAUGACCUCCGCGACCCCCUUCGCGACCUCAGCUCCAUCGGGGAGGACGUCCCCCUGAGCUGUGGGGAUCUAGUCAGCUCCCGUGAGCUGGGGAGAAGGAGCGGAGCGCGCGGCGGUCUCCACACCGGAACCCCCGUCCAUCGCCGUGGAGACUUCGCCCGUGGACAAAGCCCUUACCUGAAAACGCUGAUGGAUGCUGAGGCGGCUGCCAACUCUGCCGCCAUACAACUGGUGUCCUUCAAAGACGCGAUGGAGGAUGAAUUUGCUGAUCCAAGACGCGGUGCCAUCGAUAAGCGAAGAAUCGCAAGGCAGAGAGGACUUCUGCUGGAGAAGCUGGAGGAUUUUAGACAAAUAAAUAAGUCGGUUCGACAGAAACUGAAGCAGCUCCAAGAUGCAGAGGCCAACCGGAUUGAAUCCGACCGCCAAACGGACCUCUUGUUGGAGAAGAUCUCGCAGGCUGAGAGUGAAAACGAGCAAUUAAAACGAGACUUGCGUGAGACAGAAAGGAAAGCUGAGGAGCUCACGGCUCUGCGGAGAGAAGAGCAGGAGAACGUAAAGAGCGCUCUUCACACGACCAAGUCGGUGGAGGCGGCUCGCGCCCGCCUGCAGGGCCAGCUGCGCAUCAAGGAGUCGGAAAACAACCGUCUGACCGUGCAGCUGCGGGUUGCAGAGAGAACCCUGACCAAGCAGAAGAUGGAGAUCGAUGAUCUGAAAGGAUCCAUCGCCUCUUCGGCCGAGAAGGCCGCGCAGGACAAAGAGUCCCUGAAGAAAGCCACUCGAGCUCAGAAACAGAGAGCGGAGAGGUUUGAAGCCGCGGUUGAGAAAUGCUACGCGCAGAUAAAGGAAAAGGAUGCUCAGCUGGCCGAGGCCCGUUCAGAAAGAGACUCCAGGAGGCAAGAGGCGGAGCUGGAGACGGCGGAGAAGGACCGACUCGUGGGCCACGUCGAGCGGCUGGAGGCUCGGGUGGCCGACGCGGCGGCGAGGCUGCGGGAGGAGACGGGCGAGCUCACCGCGGCCAAUGAGACGGCGACGCGACGCGUGGAGAGACUCGCCGGAGAAAAGGCCGAGCUCGACGCCCAGAAUGCAACACUGGAGGCUUCUGUGUCUCGGCUGCAGCAGCGACUGGCCGGCUGCGAGUCGGCUCUCGCAGAAGCAACGUGCACGUCUGAGGAGAGGAAGCAUCAGCUGGAACAGGGCCAGCUGCAGGUGGAGGAGCUCCAAGCUGAGUUCCACGAUCUGAGGCUCAAACAUGCAAAUCUCCUAAAAGAGACGGAGAGGACGCGAGCUGGAAAAGACGCGGACGUCGAGAAGGUGAGGCAGGAGCUGCAGGGCCGCGUGGACGAGCUGGAGUCUCACCCCGAGUCGCUGAGCGCGUCCGAGCGGAGUCUCUUCGAGUGCCGGGAGAACCUGCGACGCUCGGAGAGGAAGUGCUCGGAGAAGUCCGCGUCCGUUAGGCGACUGCAGGUCCAGAUGGAGGGUCAGGCGGACGUGCUGACGUCAUCGGUGGAGAUGCGAGAGUCCGUUCGCGGCGCCAAUUUACAACUCGGCGAGAAAGUGGCGUCCCUCCAAAAGAGCGUGGACGCGCUGCAGCAGGAGAACCUGGAGCAGGUGCGGAGGCUCGCGGGUCAAGAGGAAGAUCUGAGCUGCAGCAACCGGCAGCUGGAUCAACGCUCGGCGGAGUGCCGGGCGCUCAGCCGGCAGCUGGAGGCGGCUUUAGCAGACGUCAAGCAGCAGGUCAACAAAGUAAAAGACAAGGCUGCGUCCAGAGAAGAGGUCCUUCAGACCAGAAUCCUGGAGCUGGGAGCCGAGAAGAGCAGAAGGGACAACGAGCUGCGAGUCCUCCAGCGGAGCAAGCUCACCGCAGAGAAACAGUUCGGGGUGCGUCUGAAGGAGCUGCAGCUCAGCCUCGACCAAUCAGAGAGCCACAAGCGAAGCAUCCAGAACUACGUGGACUUCCUCAAGAACUCGUACGAGACCAUGUUCGACGAGGGGCCGCAGGCGUCCGGUUUGGGAUCGUCGUAUUUUCUAAAAUGACGAAAGGAUUCAUAUCUGUUUGCAUUUUAGCAAUUUAUUUAUUUUUAUUUUGUGUGCAUAAUAUUUAUAUGGUGUAUUAAAAUGUAAUCAGUCGAAAUCUG
Messenger RNA from Cyclopterus lumpus (lumpfish), 2238 nucleotides. RefSeq names its product outer dense fiber protein 2-like. Gene Ontology annotation, cellular component: centrosome; ciliary basal body. Lineage: Eukaryota; Metazoa; Chordata; Actinopteri; Perciformes; Cyclopteridae. Gene Ontology annotation, biological process: negative regulation of cilium assembly. The record is from RefSeq and is a predicted model, not a curated record. The transcript is spliced from 16 exons. Bases 92 to 2137 code for a protein of 681 amino acids.